CAACUGGACAGUGAUAUGAUGUUGCCAAGACCAAAAACCCACCUAAACCUCUCCGGCGUCUGUCUUCCACAGUGGGACACAUAAACCAUGCGCGGUCGCAUGGACCUCCUCCCGCGCCUCCUCCUCCGCCGCCACGUCCACCGCCGCGCCAAACCAGCGUCCCCAUCGCCCCCUCCCCUUCCCCCCAACCCGCCGCGCCCGCCGCAGAAGCCCGAGCCCGUCUCCAUCCACGGGGAAACGUGGCACGACAGCUAUGCUUGGAUGGGCGCGCUCUCCGACGCCGCCGCCAUGCGCCACAUGGACCUACACAUGGAGGCUGAGGAGAAGUACGCCGAGGCCUGCCUCGCCGCUUGCGGCGCUGACCGCCUCGCCCGGAAGCUCCAGCUCGAGAUGGCCUCCUGCCUUGCCUCGGACUCGUGCACGCCGCCCGUCCGCUGGGGCCCUUGGCUGUACUACCGACGAGCGGACGAGGGCAAGCAAUACCCCGUGCUCUGCCGCCGCUCCGCCGCGCUCCAUAGCGAAUUCGUCUCGUACAGUGACCCCUCCGCAGGUUUCGACUUCACGGCUGGGAAGCGCAUCGAGCAGAAAUUGGUGGAUUACAACAAGGAGGCCGAGCGGUUCGGAGGAUACUCAUAUGAGGAGCUGUCUGAAGUAUCUCCAGAUCACAGGUUCAUUGCAUACACAAUGUAUGACAAAGAUAAGGACUCCUUCACUUUAAUGGUUAGGGACCUAGUAACAGGCACACUUCAUGAUAAACCCUGUGCUGACCGGGUGUCAAAUAUUUCAUGGGCUAUGGAUGGGAAAGCAUUGGUUUAUAUUGUUACAAAUGAGGAAAGAAGACCAUAUAGGUUGUUUUGUAGCAUGAUUGGAUCCAACAAGGAUGCCAUUCUCAUGUUGGAAGAACCUGAUGAGAAUAUUUUUCUAAAUAUCAGACAUACGAAGGAUUUUCGAUAUAUAACGUUAAAUGUCUUUUCAGAUACUCACUCAAAGGUGUAUUUAAUAAAUGCUUCUAAUCCCCUUUCCCAAAUGACGCUUGUAUGGGAAGGGGAAUCCCAAGUUCAUUGCAUUGUUGAACAUCAUCGUGGUCACCUUUAUUUGUUUACAGAUGCUGCAAGAGAAGGUGUCCCUGUUGAUUCACAUUAUAUAAUGCAGUCUGUUGUGGAAUCUUCUGGGCCAAACAGUUGGAAGAAUGUUUUAGUUGAGGAACCUGGUGUCAUUCUUGAAGAUGUUGAUUUUUGUGAUACUCAUAUGGUGCUAACUCUGAGACAAGGCAGAAAACUCAGACUUUGUUCAGUUAAAUUGCCUCUAACUGAAGAUAUCAAAGUACCUACUCAUCUAUCAGAUUUGCGUCCAAUUGACCUGCCUCUCCCCAGUGAUGUGUGUCAGAUUGUAUCUGGGCCGAAUUAUGAUUAUUAUUCCUCAACAAUGCGUUUCACGAUUUCAUCACCUGUGAUGCCUGAUGCUGUUGUUGACUACAACUUGCUGAACGGACAGUGGCAAAUAGUCCAACAACAAAACAUGCUUCAUGAGCGAACACGAGCACUAUAUGGGGCUUCUUUUGCUGCAAAUAUGGGCAGGCAAUCCUCAGAUAAAGCAGAUUUUUCAAAUGAUGAUUUUGUUGGUUGUGCUUGGAAUGAGCUCUCUGAAUACUAUGCUUGUGAAUACUAUGAUGUUCCAUCAAAAGAUGGUGUUUUGGUUCCAUUAACUUUAGUAUACUCGCGGAAGCACAAGCAAGAUGGAAAUCCAGGAUUACUUCAUGGACAUGGUGCUUACGGUGAAAUUCUGGAUAAACGUUGGCGCAGUGAAUUAAAAACUCUACUGGAUCGUGGUUGGGUGAUUGCAUAUGCUGAUGUUAGGGGUGGUGGAGGUUAUGGUAAGAAGUGGCACCAAGAUGGUUCACGUACCAAAAAAAUGAAUUCUGUAUAUGAUUUUGUUUCUUGUGGAGAAUUUCUUCUUGAAAAGGCUAUCAUACAAGAAAAUAAGCUUGCUGGAUGGGGAUAUAGUGCUGGAGGACUUCUGGUGGCCUCGGCAAUUAAUUGUCGUCCAGAUUUGUUUCGUGCUGCUGUUUUAAAGGUCCCUUUCUUGGAUGUUUGCAACACCCUUCUCCAUCCUAUUGUACCUCUUACAGCCAUUGAUUAUGAAGAGUUUGGGUAUCCCGUGGAUUAUGAGGAAUUCCUUGCAAUCAGGAAGUAUUCUCCUUAUGAUAACAUCCAGAAGGAUGUUCCUUACCCAGCUCUGUUUGUGACGUCAUCAUUCAAUACAAGGUUUGGUGUAUGGGAGGCAGCAAAAUGGGUUGCAAAAGUCCGUGAAUUUACUCAAUAUGAUCCAGAGAGGCCGGUAAUUCUCAACCUGACAACAGAUGUUGUAGAGGAGAGCAAGUAUUUGCAGACCAGAGAAUUAUCAUUGGAGACCGCUUUCCUCAUUAAAAUGGUCUGCAGUGUGUGAACAACAUGUGUCUUAUUAUUCUGAAUCAAACCCUGUUGGUCAAAUAUGGGAAGCUGAGGCAACAAUGUCAGUCCUCUCCAUCCUAGGCACCUGAGCUAUUUAAUCGAUUAAUUGGAGCUUUAUGAGCUUUUGCAGAAUUCAUGAAGAAUUUGUAUGUCCAUAUUUCCUAAAUCAUGAGGUAUCUCCAGAUGACAUGGUUUUAUGCCACUACUUACAAUAGUGGCUUGUGCCUAGUGGUAUUAUGCUCAUUUGUGAGUGAGUCCAGAUAUCCCGUGGAACAAGUCCACAAACAUACGGUUAUAGAGCCUCUACAUUAUACUGCAAUGAAAUGUUGAUACCCUCCAUGAUAGUAAAAGUUGCCUUUGUAUUUGGAAGCAUCCAACUUAAUACUAUUUAAUAGUAUCCGAGCAUGCACCGCUCCAGAGUCAGAACAGAACACAAAGCCAGCUUCUUGUUACAAUUGUAGGGAUCAUCAGUUGUAUGCAGGACCAUCCGAUUCUUACUGAUAUUUUGUCAGUAUGGGGAUAUGUUGCAAAUGUACCGCAGUCGUGUAAGCACGAUAUGUUUGAAGAUUCGGUUGGAAAAUAUUCAUCCUAUGCAAGUGAAUCUAUGGUACAGAUACGACUGCUCAAUGUUUUGAUGCUCA
Messenger RNA from Zea mays, 3091 nucleotides. RefSeq names its product protease 2. Gene Ontology annotation, molecular function: serine-type endopeptidase activity. Lineage: Eukaryota; Viridiplantae; Streptophyta; Magnoliopsida; Poales; Poaceae. The record is from RefSeq and is a predicted model, not a curated record. The coding region runs from base 88 to 2445 and encodes 785 amino acids. The transcript is spliced from 11 exons. Gene Ontology annotation, biological process: proteolysis.